CUUGAGAAAUGAAGUGGGAGUCACAGCCAGGACAAUUUGUUCUCUACUUUAUUUACAGGAGCCAAGCAAUAAGCGGGUCCGGCCGUUAUCGCGGGUCACAUCCCUGGCAAACUUGAUCUCUCCUGUAAGAAAUGGGGCGGUUCGGCGCUUCGGGCAGACAAUACAGUCAUUUGCCCUUCGCAGUGACAGCAAGUCUCCUGGCUGUGCCCAGAAGUCAUGUAGCAGAUCUGCUGCUCCUACUCCUCCUAAAAGAAGAAACAGCGUGCUUUGGUCUGAGAUGUUGGAUGUCAACAUGAAAGAGUCCCUGAGCACCAAAGAAAUUAAGCGCCAGGAGGCAAUAUACGAAAUGUCCAGGGGAGAGCAGGACCUCAUCGAAGACCUGAAGCUUGCCAGAAAGGCCUACCAUGAUCCCAUGCUGAAACUCUCCAUCAUGUCUGAGGAGGAGCUCACCCACAUAUUUGGGGACUUGGAUUCUUAUAUCCCUCUGCAUGAAGACUUGCUGGCAAGUUUAGGAGAAGCAACAAAACCAGAUGGAACAGUGGAGCAGAUUGGGCCCAUUCUUGUGAAGUGGUUACCGCGACUCCACGCCUACAAGGGUUACUGUAGCAACCAGCUGGCGGCCAAAGCCCUUCUGGAUCAGAAGAAGCAGGACCGGAGGGUGCAGGACUUCCUUCAGCGCUGCCUGGAGUCUCCUUUCAGCCGCAAGCUCGACCUGUGGAGCUUCUUGGACAUUCCUCGAAGCCGGCUGGUCAAAUACCCGCUGCUCCUGAAGGAGAUCCUGAGGCACACUCCCAAAGACCAUCCCGAUACCCAGAUUCUGGAAGAAGCCAUAUCUAUAAUCCAAGGAGUCCUCUCUGACAUCAACCUGAAGAAGGGGGAGUCGGAGUGCCAGUAUUACAUUGACAAGCUGGAGUACCUGGAUGAGAAGCAGAAGGAUCCGAGGAUUGAAGGCAGCAAAGCUUUACUGUGCCAUGGGGAGCUGAAGAAUAAAAAUGGACAUAAACUCUACGUCUUCCUCUUCCAAGACAUCCUGGUUUUGACCCGGCCGGUCACUCGCAACGAGCGUCAGGCCUACCAAGUGUACAGGCAGCCCAUCCCUGUCCAGGAGCUGCUCCUUGAAGACCUGCAGGAUGGCGAUGUGAAAAUGGGAGGAUCCUUCCGAGGGGCGUUUGGCAAUUCCGAUAAAGCUAAAAACAUCUUCCGAGUUCGUUUCCAAGAUCCCUCCCCGGGCCAGUCCCACACGCUGCAGGCCAACGACGUCUUCCACAAGCAGCAGUGGGUGAACUGCAUCCGAACCGCCGUCGCUCCCUUCCAGCGGACUCCUGCCGCCGCGGAGCUGAAGGAGCUGCCGGAGCUGAGCGAAGAGGCGGAGGAGAACAACCCCUCCGCGCCCAACACCAGAGCCCAGAAGAGGCAGUCUGGCCUCGCCGAGAUGGAGCUCGACGAAAGCACGGCCGAGUGCGGCUCCAUCCUGGACUCGGAGGAAGGCAAAGGCCUGAAAACCCACAGAACGUCGUCUGGGCACAGGAAAACGAGGGAGAAGCAGCUCAGCGGCAAGCGGAAAGAAACUCUGGUGUAACGAGGAGCCCAGCAACGUCCUGGCGGAAGAUUGUUUAUUUAUAAAUAACGUGUACAUUUUUCUUGAGCAUGGUUGGAGUCACUCUACUGAACAGGAUAUUUUUGGGGGUUGUUUUAUGUUGUAAUGGCAGCUACUGGUAUGCAGUUACCACUGUUGAACUGGAGUCUGGUUUUACAAACGUGGCCACUCUGAACCCGGUUUUAAAGCUGCGGGUGAUUCGGAAGCCCUCGUGCUUUUGACUCCCCAAAUUUGAAGAGCUUUGGUUUCGGAAAGGUUUCCACGCGCCGUGUUUGAGGCUGGGAAACGGGCUCAAGCGGAGGUUUGGGCCGUCACCGCCAGCCUGGCAGCGCCUCCCUUGGCGGAGGGGGUUGCCUCAGCGCUGCGAGAGACCGUUGAAAGUCGCCUCGAACCCUGAAAUCCCGUUUCCUUCUUGUCUUGCACAGCGGCCGAUGGUUAUCAUCAUCCAUC
This is a messenger RNA of Leptosomus discolor (cuckoo roller), 2047 nucleotides long. The record is from RefSeq and is a predicted model, not a curated record. Lineage: Eukaryota; Metazoa; Chordata; Aves; Leptosomiformes; Leptosomidae.